CGUCUCCGUCGACGUGCCGACGAGAGCGCGGGCACGAUGAUGAGCGGCGUGUACGCGUGGAGAUUCGCAAAAGUCGCCAGGCAAAGGCUUUUACCUCCUCCUACUCCUCUCGCUAUUACCACUCCGCGGAUCUCGGCGCUCCGCCGACAACGAACCGACGGCUCGCGCUACGACCGAACGGCGCUACGGACGAACUCGUCCACCGCUGUAACCGCCGUCGCCGCUGUCACCGCCGCCUCCGCCGCAGCCGACGACGACGCCGUUUUCACGGGUCGCAGUGCUCCGCGCCUUGUCCGCGCCUCGGCUAUUCGACAGCUGAUCAUGGAGCUUGAGAAUUGCAACGCGCACGGGGACCAGGAAAAUACGGGGCCCAACACGCCGCAGCACGAUAACGACCCGAGUGGCAACAAAAAGUGGUACCGGCAGGCCAGCCAAAGUAACGAGGACGAUAUCCCGAUAUUUGACGGUGCAGGGCCGAGAGUGCGAUUCCCGGAUGACUUGAACAUAUUUCCCGAGGAAUCGAUUCACCGAACCAUCCUCGGCCUUAACGUAGGACUGACCAGGAACGAUCGUAGCGAGCAAGACUUGGACAGCUACAACGAGGGCAUGCACGGCGCCCGCACUGAUAAGCGCGAAUUAGGGCACAGAAUCUUCGUCAAUCGGAGUCUUCACUUGGAGAACAUCAAGUUCUAUGGCUUCGACAUGGAUUACACGUUGGCGGAAUACAAGUCGCCGCAGUACGAACAGUUAGGCUUUACACUGCUCAAGGAUCGUCUAGUAUCUUUAGGAUACCCGCAGGAGAUCAAGGCCUUCGAAUAUGAUCCAAGUUUUCCCGUCCGUGGGCUGUGGUUCGAUACGUUGUACGGAAAUCUCUUGAAAGUAGAUGCGUAUGGGAACAUCUUGGUUUGCGUUCAUGGUUUCGAGUUCUUGAAACACUCUCAGGUUUACGAGCUUUAUCCUAAUAAGUUUCUACAAUUAGAUGAAUCUAGAGUUUACGUGCUCAACACCUUGUUCAACCUGCCGGAAACGUACCUGCUGGCGUGUCUGAUAGAUUUUUUCACAAACUCGCCGCAGUACACUAGAGAGAAGACCGGAGUGAAAGAAGGUGAGCUCACCAUGAGCUUCAGGAGUAUAUUUCAAGACGUUAGGAGCGCGGUAGACUGGAUCCACCUUCACGGUGAUCUGAAAACGAAAACUAUCGAGAACUUGGACGAAUACGUGAAGAAGGACGAGAGAUUGCCUAUGUUCCUUACGAGAAUCCGAGAGAGCGGAGCGAGGGUGUUUCUGUUAACUAACAGUGAUUACGUUUUCACGGACAAAAUUAUGACUUACUUGUUCGAUUUUCCACAUGGCGCACGGCCUGACGAGCCGCACAGAAAUUGGAAAACCUACUUCGAUACUAUUGUAGUAGAUGCCAGGAAGCCGUUAUUCUUCGGAGAAGGGACGAUCUUACGGCAGGUGGACACGAGGACCGGUGCUCUAAAGCUUGGCACUCAUAAGGGGCCGCUGCAUACAGGUGAGGUGUAUUCAGGAGGCUCGUGCGACGUGUUCACGGGAUUAAUUGGCGCCAAAGGGAAAGAUGUGUUAUAUGUCGGCGACCACAUAUUCGGUGAUAUUUUAAAGAGCAAGAAGAUAAGAGGUUGGAGGACAUUUUUAAUAGUUCCCGAAUUGGUUCAAGAGUUGCAUGUUUGGACGGAUAAAUGUCAGUUGUUCGCUGAAUUGCAGAGUCUAGAUGUUAUGCUCGGAGAAAUGUACAAAAAUUUAGACAGCAGCACAAAGGAGAAACCAGACAUUUCCAAGUUACGCACGUCCAUAAGGGAUGUCACGCACAAAAUGGACUUGGCAUAUGGUAUGAUGGGCUCUCUGUUCCGUAGCGGGAGUAGACAAACAUUUUUCAGUAGUCAGGUCGUAAGGUAUGCCGAUCUGUAUGCGGCGACCUUCUUGAAUUUGAUUUACUAUCCCUUUUCAUAUAUGUUUAGAGCACCUGCCAUGCUGAUGCCUCAUGAAAGUACAGUAGCUCAUGAACAGAGGUUUGUCAUGGAAACGCCGAUGAUAAGUCGUUCUAGAACGUUUAAAUUGAUAGAUGAGGAAGAAGAACAUAAUCGACCUACCUCUAAGACUUUGUUCGUGGACCAUUAUAAUAGUCAAAUUCCACACGCAAGACCGGAAACGCCACGUAACGUCACACAUACGCACGAUGAGGAUUGUAGUGACGAAGACAGUGACUCGCAAAAACAAGCCAAUCAUGCAAGAGCGAGUACAAGAAACGCAAGUUGCAACUGAAACAACCUUUCACUCCCAAUGUGGUCUCGUCUAACGUAAUUGUAAUCGACUGACAAUGAAUCGAAUGAAACAUAAUACGUAGCAUACUAAGUGAAAUAGUUUGUGUCUUAAAGAGUUGUUAUUAGCAUAAGACGAGUCACGCAGGGAUAAAUAGUUUUCAUAAUUUUGUACGACAGAAAUCGUAGUUUUCCUUUCUCUUCUUUUAACAAAAAAAGUCGCUGUUUUUCAUCGAUGUGACACCUCGGCGCGUUAUUAUAUCCUAAUUUUAUUGAUUGAUUAACAAAGCUACUGCAGAGAGUUGCAACUUUUUCUUGAAAAUUAUAGCCUAAAAUUCUGCCAAUCUAAUAAAGUAUUUUUAACUCAUUAAUAAUAUUUAAUUCAAAAAUUUACAUGUUAUGAUAUAGAUUAAUGUAUUGUCUAUACAAGCACAAGAUUUAGCAAUAUAUUUCUAUUGAUUUAAGUGAAUCAUUUUUUAGUAUGUUAUAUUACAUACUUACACAUACAUAUUCUCUCUUGCGAAAUAUUGUUACAUAGAAAUUAGAGCGCACAAAUUUAUAUAUAAAAUUUUAAUACCUAGGCUUUUUCAAUUAUAUGACAUAUAUUAGAGCCUUAUUAAUACAUGUGUUACAGUAUCUCCAUGUGAUUAAUAAGGUUUAAAUAUUAUGCUAAAAGAGUGUCGAUACUAGGAAACAUCGAUAUUAAACUUAGUAUAAGAUUGAAUACUAGCCAAAUCUUUUUACAUGCAAUAUAAGCUUGUUAAAGAUAUAGUUAAAAAGGGAUAAAUGAAAACUGAACGAGAUGCAAGAAAUCUCAAUAAGUUCUUUGUUGUACAAUCUAAGUUAGUAUAUGUAGAACAAAUAUAUCCUUAUACGAUCAAAUACUCUAAAUUAAUUAGUUUGUUCACAGUUAGUUAGCAGAUAAAAUAUAAUUAAUUCUCAUUUAAGAAGUAUCAAUAAAUGAUUGCACUUAUACUAAAGAGCACUAGUAUAAGUCUUACACUGCAAGUUUAAGACAAUAUUAACUUUGUAUAUGAUAUAAACUAUUAUAUAUAUAAAUAUAGACAACAAAGAGCAAUAGAAUAGAAAAUCAAAUGUAGGAAUAUAUUGACACAUUAGCAUGAUAUAAUAACUCUGGAAGUAAUAUAUCUCGUUUUUUCAUGCAGCAUCAAAAUUGAAAAAAGAAAUAUCCUGAAAUUAUUAUAAAUAUAUCAAAGAGUAAUUGAUAUUAGCACUUGUAUGUGUAACCUCUGGUAAAAAAAACUCAUAGAAUUCACUUAUAUUCCAUUACAGGAAAAUAUUCCACUACUAUAUGUUAGAAGCCCGAUAUAAAACUAUAUAAGCCGUAUAUAGUAUGUUAUAUAUGCAUGAGUUAAAGAAUUUCUCAUAUUACUUAAGGCUUUUAUGCAGAUUAAAAGUUUAUGUAAAAAUAAUUUUAUUUUGAAUAAAUUAUGAGACAUA
Molecule: messenger RNA, 3740 nt
Organism: Odontomachus brunneus
Lineage: Eukaryota; Metazoa; Arthropoda; Insecta; Hymenoptera; Formicidae
Gene: Nt5b
Product: cytosolic purine 5'-nucleotidase
Exons: 11
Coding region: 37-2283 (748 amino acids)
Molecular function (GO): 5'-nucleotidase activity
Source: RefSeq, a predicted model, not a curated record